This is a messenger RNA of Raphanus sativus (radish), 1845 nucleotides long. RefSeq lists its product as uncharacterized. NCBI's taxonomy places the organism in Eukaryota, Viridiplantae, Streptophyta, Magnoliopsida, Brassicales, Brassicaceae. Bases 63 to 950 code for a protein of 295 amino acids. The transcript has 2 exons. The record is from RefSeq and is a predicted model, not a curated record.
AAAGGAGAAGAAAAUAGACCUCGAUCGAAUUGAUAUUAUCACAAUCUUCUUUUGUUGAUCUGAUGAAAAUGUCGUCCAUGCAACUAACCAGAGCUACUCUCUUUAGCCUCUCAAAAUCUUUUCCUAUAGUUCGAUCUCCCUCAACUCUCGCUGCUGCUUCCACCCGGAAAGUCUCUCGCGUCUGCUUAGCCUCCUCUGUUAGCCAUUCCGAGGGAAGAGAUCCGGUAGGGAAUGCUAGAGAGUCAAAGGCAGACGUACCUUACGGUUCAAAGAAAUGGAGGGAGAACACCGAAGAAAACUAUGCUCAAGGAGCUAAAGACAGAGCUAAUGAAGGAGCGAAUAGAGCUGCUGACAAAGCUUACGAGACCAAAGAGAAGGCUAAAGACACAGCCUACGAUGCAAAGGAAAAGACCAAGGACUAUGCUCAAGCAGCUAGAGACAAAGCUAACGAAGGUGCGAGCAAAGCUGCUGAUAAAGCUUACGAGACCAAAGAGCAGGCCAAAGACACAGCCUAUGAAGGAAAAGAAAAGGCUAAGGACUACGCGGAACGGACUAAAGACAAAGUAAACGAAGGGGCGUAUAAGGCAGCUGAGAAAGCAGAAGAUACAAAAGAAAGAGCUAAGGAGAAAGCAGAGGACACAAUGGACAGUGCAAAAGCAAAGGUUCGAGAGGCGAAGGAAAAGGUGAGAGAGUAUGGAGAAGAGACUAAGGAGAAAGCAGAAGGGUUUAAGGAGACGGUGAAGGGAAAGGCGGAAGAACUUGGAGAGAAGACGAAGGAGACGGUGAAAGGAGCUUGGGAGAAUACAAAAGACGCUGCACGGACUGCAACUGAAGCUGUGGUUGGACCUGAAGAGGAUGCGGAUAAGGCACGAGCUGAUAUCGACAAAGGUGUGGAAGAUCUAACCAAAAGAGCCGAGAAAAAAGCUGAGAACGAUCGAAAAGGAGGAUGAGUUCAUAACAUUUAAGUGAUGAGAGAAAUGGGAUCUAUUCUAUAUGUGUCUGAUUUCAUGUUUUUCUCUGUUUCUAAGCUACGCUUCCUCUCGUGUUUGUGGAAAUGCAUAAAUAAAUAUAUAAAUAAAUAAGAUAAAUUUGUGGUUACGGCUAAACUUAACAAGGUUUCUACAUCUUCUUCAUAAUCUUCAAGCUACGGUGCUUCCGUGAACAUUUAGGAGAUUGGAGAUGGAGGUAGUGGCGUCGUCAAUGGCUUUGAAGAAGUGGAGAGCAAAUCAGACUCUGUUGUUGCCGACAACGCUAUAGCUGAAUCUUCAGGUAUUGUAUUAACUUAGCUUCUCCAUGUGAUUGAACCCGAGCUAGAAUUGGAUAGGCUAAAAGUCGAUUCAUUUGUUUGUAUUCCCAUCUUUUAUGAUGAUUUUGAAUCAUAAUCAUCAUGAAGCCUAGGCUACAUUAAUCAAAGACUGAAGGACAACAGAAAGUUACUCAUAUUCCUGCUGAGGAUUGUGAUCUAAUACUAAUCAGAUAUUAGAUGAAAAAUCUCUGUAGGGAUGAUGGUACAUUUUCUACUUUCGAGGAUGUUUUUCAGUUGCUCCUAUUUUUAGUUAUUUUACAUGUUAUUCUUAUGAUUCAUAUUUUUCGGUAUGCUAUUACGCUCACGCUUACAUUACUCUCACUCUUAGAUAAGCAGUGAAAGUCUAAUUUUAGGGUCAAUGGCCAUGGAGAUCAUCAAGAAAGACUGGAAAAUAUACCUUCUCUACUGAACGCUCAUGAUAAAGGCGAUACUGAGUUGUUAUUUGCUAACGAGUCUCUUAAAAUUGUGUGAGUUAGUUUUGACGGAAGUUUUUAGCUUCCAGAUUUAAUUCUUAUAAAAUGGUGAAAGUUUAGAGGAUC